Molecule: messenger RNA, 1558 nt
Organism: Humulus lupulus (European hop)
Lineage: Eukaryota; Viridiplantae; Streptophyta; Magnoliopsida; Rosales; Cannabaceae
Exons: 3
Coding region: 332-1558 (408 amino acids)
Source: RefSeq, a predicted model, not a curated record
GCCAGUAAUGUUAAUAUUGAAAAACGAAGGCGGGAUGCUGGCAAACCACUUGAAUUGCAACUUGAUCCAGCGACAGACAAAGUGGUUGGUACUGAGCACCAAGCUUUUGUUCGUCAAUUGAGUACUGAAGUUACAUUACUAUUGCCGGGACAUUAUUUAGAUUUUAAAGAUGUUCCUCAGCAAUAUAAAGACCAGGUCGUUCAAAAGAUGAAGGUAAAAAAAAAUACCUAAUUUUUUUAUAUUAUACAUUUUAGUCUAUAAAAAUUUAAACUAACAAUUUUUGUUUUAGUAUUACUAUAAUAUCGAUGGGCAUCCAGAACCUGAAAGAGUUAUGGGAACUCUGUAUAUGGAGAUGCGCAAAAGAUAUUCAGAGAGAAAGAAUAUUAGGCAUUCUCAUUUCCAAAAAUAUUAUUCUGGAAAUCCGAAUGAUUUGGAUAGUGCUCUCAAUGCUAUUCCUGACUUGUGCUCGAAGGAGAGCUGGAAAGAAAUCGUCGAUUUGUUUCUGAGCCCAAAGUUUAUAGCGCGAUCCACGCAGAACAAAAAAAAUAGAAAGGAAAUGAAGUAUUUGUCGACGCAAGGCUCUAAAUCAAUGGCAGCGAUCCGUAACGAAUAUGAUGAACCUGAUGAGCAUGCUAUUGAUGCUUGGAAAGAUACUCAUAUAAAAAAAUCUACGAAGACUUGGGUUAGCGAAACUUGCAAAGAACUACAUGAACAAAUGACCCAAGAGAUGGAGAGGCAAAAUAUUCAAAGUAGUCGGUCAGGUUCUGAAUCUGCUUCUAGUGAAGGUUCUACUGCUAAAUCAAUACAGUAUCAGAUUAUGGAUAAAGUUCUUGGCUCGAGGUCUGAUUAUCAAAUAGGAGUGGGAUACAGGCCUAAAGGCAAAGGAAAGAAAUCAGCAUCUAGCUCCACAAGUCAAAGUCCAAGCCAAAAUCAGUCACAAGUUCCUACUAAUGUGACUCCAGAGAUGAUGGGAGUUUUGGCUGAGAUGUGGGUUAAGAUGCGUGAUAAAGUCGAGUCAGGAAAUUUUCAGACUGAUUCUUCUCUCCAUGACCCACACUAUGAAAGUUUAUUGCAGCAGUUCUUACCUUCUCAACAGCAAGGUAGUACGUCUAAUCAAAGCCCGGGGACGUCGUCGAUGCCACAGCAACCACAACCACAACAAAAUUCUCCAAACAUAUCUGGUGGUUCCUCUCAGUCGCCACUUUUUAAUUAUAUGUUUGGACUUUCUUCCCAGUUUCCUCAGACACAACCUAUGGGAAGUCAGUUUGGAGGAUUACCGCAGCAGCAGCAACAACAACAUAUGUAUGGUCAAUUUGGGCCGUUCAUGCAGCAGCAGCCGGUAUAUCCUCAUUAUGGAGGAUCGACACAGCAGCCCGUUUAUAAUCAGCAGUACUACACUUCUCCGAAUCAACAACAACAGCAGUCUCCUUUGAUUCGUCCACAGCCUCGACCAUAUUAUCCUUCGCCGCCAGCACCACAGUCUCAUGAAGGUCUGAGUCGAAGCACGAAUGUUGAAGAUUUUUUAAAUGAACAUUUUGAUGAAGACAAUAAUAAUUAG